CAUAUUAUUACACCACACCCAGUUCAGAAAUGAAAAAGAAGCAAAAACUCCAUGGAUAAUUGAGCCUUCUCAAAACUAGCCCUUCUUUUUUCUUGUCAUUCUCUUUAAACCGAAUUGUUUUUUUAAAGGCUUAGAAAGCAGAAAAGUAUGGGGUUUGAUCUUGAAUCUGUUGCAGAGGCAACAUCAGGAGCUGUUGGAGCUCUGGUUAGCACCACCCUCUUGUACCCACUUGACACCUGCAAGACUAAAUAUCAAGCCGAAGUUCGAGCUUUCAAUCAACAAAAAUACAGGAAUAUUUCUGAUGUUUUCUGGGAAGCGAUUUCAACACUUCAGGUGCUUUCGUUGUACCAGGGGCUUGGAACAAAGAAUUUCCAAUCAUUCAUUUCGCAGUUUAUCUACUUCUAUGGAUACAGCUUCUUCAAGAGGUUGUACUUGCGAAAAACGGGAAAGAAAACAAUUGGAGCUAAAGCAAACUUGAUUGUUGCUGCAGCUGCUGGGGCUUGUACAGUUGUGGUAACACAGCCUUUGGAUACAGCAUCCUCAAGGAUGCAAACAAGUGAGUUCGGAAAAUCCAAAGGACUUUUGAAGACCCUUUCAGAGGGCACUUGGAAAGAGGCAUUUAAUGGUCUUGGCAUAUCUCUUCUUUUGACAUCCAACCCUUCUAUCCAGUACACCGUGUUUGAUCAGUUGAAACAAAGACUACUGACGAGACAGGGUAGUCGAAAAACAGGUAUAGCAUCAUCCCCAGAAGCUCUUCCUGCGUUUUCUGCUUUCCUGUUGGGUGCCGUCUCAAAGUGUGUCGCUACCGUCUUGACAUACCCAGCUAUCAGGUGCAAGGUCAUGAUUCAAGCUGCAGAGUCGGAUGAAGACGGAAAAACUGAAGCUGACAAAAAAUCCCAAAAGACAAUUUCAGGUGCACUUUUCGCCAUUUGGAAAAGAGAAGGUCCGCUGGGUUUCUUCAAAGGGUUACAGGCUCAGAUACUAAAGACUGUGCUAAGCUCAGCUUUGCAUUUGAUGAUAAAGGAAAAGAUCACAAAGACCACAUGGAUUAUACUCCUUGCACUCAAAAGGUUUGUAUUUGUCAAGCGUGUUAGAUUAAAGGCCGCUUGAAUAAGUGCUCGUCACGAAAAGCUCCAUCGAAGUUGUCCGCAUUUGGAGGAGAUUUAUGUUGCUCCAUCGAAUGGUGGAUGCUAAAGGUUAAAUUCUAGUAUCAAGAAAUAAGACAGGAAUCGUAGCACAAGGUUUUUUCGUCUCUGCAUUUUUUUUUUUUUUUUUUGAAU
This is a messenger RNA of Morus notabilis, 1280 nucleotides long. RefSeq names its product peroxisomal adenine nucleotide carrier 1. The record is from RefSeq and is a predicted model, not a curated record. Gene Ontology annotation, molecular function: ADP transmembrane transporter activity; ATP transmembrane transporter activity. The coding region runs from base 148 to 1110 and encodes 320 amino acids. Lineage: Eukaryota; Viridiplantae; Streptophyta; Magnoliopsida; Rosales; Moraceae. Gene Ontology annotation, cellular component: peroxisomal membrane. The transcript is spliced from 5 exons. Gene Ontology annotation, biological process: fatty acid beta-oxidation; ADP transport; ATP transport.